Molecule: messenger RNA, 499 nt
Organism: Suillus bovinus
Lineage: Eukaryota; Fungi; Basidiomycota; Agaricomycetes; Boletales; Suillaceae
Exons: 2
Coding region: 55-306 (83 amino acids)
Source: RefSeq, a predicted model, not a curated record
AAAUGCAUUGUACGACACAAUAAUUCUGCGUGUGUUGCGUGUCCCUUCACUGAUAUGGUCUAUUUUCUCGUUUCCGCAGUGAUCGUUGAUGAAGUUGUUGGUUGCUUCAUAUCAAUUGGCUGGGACUCGGACCGAGUCGUGCCAGCCUGUGCGCGCUCGGUACCGUGGCCCGUAAUUUCACCUCGUGCCACACUGCGACCAAUUGAAGGCCAUCAUAGCGGCCACUAUUUAUUACUGUGCAGCGAAGACUGUGUUCUGUCUAUAUUAAUUGCCUCCGACUCAGGUGCUUAUAUGCAUUCGCACUGAUCUGUCAGAGGAGCCACAUUUCUCCACUUUCUUCAGCUCUGGUGGUCGCAACUCUCGACGAUCCCUUGUAUCCCCAACUAAUCAACACCUUCUACAAGCAGCAUGAAUAGCUUCAAACGAGCGAGCGAUAUCAAUUCAGGGUUAACGUUGAUCAUCGGACCGGUCCUAGUCUGUGGACUGUUGAGCGUUGCGU